Messenger RNA from Cottoperca gobio, 7513 nucleotides. It is a transcript of the gene itpr1b, whose product is annotated as inositol 1,4,5-trisphosphate receptor, type 1b. Gene Ontology annotation, cellular component: membrane; endoplasmic reticulum. Gene Ontology annotation, biological process: calcium ion transmembrane transport. The record is from RefSeq and is a predicted model, not a curated record. Gene Ontology annotation, molecular function: inositol 1,4,5 trisphosphate binding; inositol 1,4,5-trisphosphate-gated calcium channel activity. The transcript has 44 exons. Bases 209 to 6337 code for a protein of 2042 amino acids. NCBI's taxonomy places the organism in Eukaryota, Metazoa, Chordata, Actinopteri, Perciformes, Bovichtidae.
GGUAAGAAGCGGAUUGUUGCCGAGGACGCGUUCAGCCUGUCAGAGAUAACGCCGCUCAGCCUGCUCUUACCUGGAGUUUCACUACCAUGGACUUAACCGAGGAUAGCGCUGUGGAAAUUAUCCUGUGCUGACCCACUUCUUCACGUUUCCUUCUCUGCCUAUCUUUGACGCCUUCAUUUCUGGCAGGCACAGUGAACCCUGAGGAACCAUGUCGGACAAGAUGUCCAGUUUCCUCCAUAUUGGGGACGUUUGUUCCCUUUAUGCAGAGGGCUCCACCAGUGGAUUUAUCAGCACUUUAGGGCUUGUGGAUGACCGCUGUGUGGUACAACCAGACACGGGAGACCUCAACAACCCACCCAAGAAAUUCAGAGACUGCCUUUUCAAACUAUGUCCGAUGAACAGAUACUCGGCACAGAAACAGUUCUGGAAGGCAGCAAAGCCUGGAGGCAACAGUACCACUGACACACUCCUCCUCACCAAACUCCAUCAUGCUGCUGACCUGGAGAAGAAGCAGAAUGAGUCUGAAAAUCGCAAGCUGCUGGGAACAGUCAUCCAGUAUGGAAAUGUCAUUCAGUUGCUGCACUUGAAAAGCAAUAAAUACCUGACGGUGAACAAGCGCCUACCUGCACUGUUGGAGAAGAAUGCCAUGAGAGUGACUCUGGACUCGGCGGGGAAUGAGGGCUCCUGGUUCUACAUCCAGCCCUUCUACAAGCUGCGGUCCCUGGGAGACAGUGUGGUGAUUGGAGAUAAAGUAGUCCUUAACCCUGUGAAUGCUGGUCAGCCUCUACAUGCCAGCAGCCACCAGCUAGUUGACAACCCAGGAUGCAAUGAGGUUAAUUCUGUAAAUUGCAACACGAGUUGGAAAGUUGUUCUGUUCAUGAAAUGGAGUGACAACAAGGAAACGAUACUCAAAGGGGGCGAUGUAGUUCGGUUGUUCCAUGCAGAGCAGGAGAAGUUCCUCACUUGUGACGACCACAGGAAGAGCCAGCAUGUGUUUCUCAGAACAACCGGCCGGCAGUCUGCCACUUCUGCCACCAGCAGCAAAGCGCUGUGGGAAGUAGAGGUGGUCCACCAUGACCCAUGCAGGGGAGGCGCAGGAUACUGGAACAGCCUGUUCAGGUUCAAACACUUGGCCACAGGGUGGUAUUUGGCUGCUGAGAUGGGUGAGGUGACUCAAGACUUUGAGGAGGAGAGUGCGGAGCAGAGGUCCUCGGUGGUGGACUUUACACCCUUUAAUUUCCAGUUGGAUGCAGAUAAUGAAGCUUUACGAGGUCGUCUGCGAGCUCCACAGGAGAAGAUCAUGUACUCUUUAGUGCCAGUUCCCGACGGCAUGGACAUCUCCUCCAUCUUUGAGCUGGAUCCUACCACUCUGAGAGGCGGGGACUCUAUGGUGCCCAGGAGCUCCUAUGUGAGGCUAAGACACUUGUGCACCAACACGUGGGUUCACAGCACCAACAACCCCAUCGACAAAGAGGAGGAGAAGCCUGUUAUGUUGCGGAUUGGAACAUCUGCAGUAAAAGAGGACAAGGAAGCUUUUGCCAUUGUACCAGUGCCACCAGCAGAAGUGCGGGAUUUAGACUUUGCCAAUGAUGCGAGUAAAGUGCUGGCGUCCAUUGCUGGCAAGCUUGAAAAGGGCACCAUUACACAAAAUGAAAGAAGGUUUGUGACCAAGCUCCUGGAGGAUCUAGUUUUCUUUGUGGUAGACAUCCCCAACAGUGGGCAGGAUGUUUUGGAGAUCAUGGUGAACAAACCCAACAGAGAAAGGCAGAAACUCAUGAGAGAGCAGAACAUCCUGAAGCAGAUUUUCAAACUUCUCCAAGCUCCCUUCACAGACAGCGGCGAUGGUCCCAUGCUGCGACUGGAGGAGCUUGGAGACCAGCGCCACGCUCCGUUUAGACACAUUUGCAGGCUUUGCUACAGAGUGUUACGCCAUUCCCAGCAGGAUUACAGGAAGAAUCAGGAAUACAUAGCCAAACAAUUCCGUUUCAUGCAGAAGCAGAUAGGAUAUGAUGUGCUGGCAGAAGACACAAUAACUGCUCUGCUCCACAACAACCGGAAGCUGCUGGAGAAACACAUCACUGCUGCUGAGAUAGACACAUUUGUGACUCUAGUGAGGAAGAACCGGGAGCCGAGGUUUCUGGACUACCUCUCAGAUCUCUGCGUGUCCAUGCACAAGUCCAUCCCUGUGACACAGGAGCUCAUCUGCACUGCAGUGCUGGACCCCACCAACGGUGACAUCCUCAUCGAAACCAAAUUGGUCCUAUCGAGGUUUGAGAUUGAGGUGGCGACAAAUGGAGAGAGUCCAAUGGAGGCCGAAGAUGAAGAGGAGGUCUGGCUGUUCUGGAAAGACAAUAGUAAGGAGAUCCGAAGUAAGAGCGUCCGAGAGCUGGCUCAGGAUGCAAAGGAGGGCCAGAAGGACGACCAGGAGGUGGUCAGCUACUACAGGUGCCAGCUGAACCUCUUUGCCCGGAUGUGUCUGGACCGUCAGUACCUAGCCAUCAACAAGAUCUCCGGUCAGCUGGAUGUGGAUUUGAUCCUGCGAUGUAUGUCUGAUGAAGACCUGCCCUUUGACCUGCGGGCGUCUUUCUGCCGCCUGAUGCUGCACAUGCAUGUGGACCGUGACCCUCAGGAGCAGGUCACACCUGUCAAAUAUGCCCGUCUUUGGUCUGAGAUUCCCUCUCAGAUUGCUAUUGAUGACUACGACAACGAUGGAACCACCAGAGAUGAGAUCAAAGAGCGCUUCUGCCUCACAAUGGAAUUUGUGGAGAACUACCUGAGGGAGGUUGUGUCACAGAACAUUCCCUUCUCCGACAAGGAGAAAAACAAGCUUACCUUUGAGGUCGUGAACCUGGCAAGGAACCUCAUAUACUUUGGUUUCUACAACUUCAGCGACCUGCUUCGACUGACCAAGAUCUUACUGAACAUUUUAGACUGUGUCCAUGUCAACACCGUUUACCCCAUCAACAAGAUGCAGAAAGGAGAGGAAAACAAAGCUGGUAGUAAUGUGAUGAAGUCCAUCCAUGGAGUCGGGGAGCUGAUGACCCAGGUAGUGCUGAGAGGAGGUGGCUUGUUGCCCACCACACCAGCUCAUCAGCCAGAGGGGGAUGUGGUGAAACCAGAGAUUGAACCAGAGAGAGAAGACAUCAUGGUCAUGGACACCAAGCUCAAAGUCAUCGAGAUUCUACAGUUCAUUUUGAAUGAACGGCUGGACUACAGGAUCUCCUGCCUGCUUUGUAUUUUCAAACGUGAGUUUGAUGAGAACAACGCCCAAUCAGAAAACACUGCCAACGGAACCAAUAAUGUCGCAGGUCAGAUGCCAGGAGCCGGGGUGGCAGCUGACAGCCAGGGAAAGGAGAGAAAAGAAAAAACGCAGAAUAAUCAGAAAGGAGCCUCCCUCCCCCUCCCUCCCUUCGCAUGCCACCAUGUUGAAUCUGUAAAAUACGAGAGUGGACCUAAACCUGCUGUGCUGAACAUGACUGACAGCUGCAGGAUCAGCAGAGAUCCCAGGAGGCUUAAUGACUCUGUAGUGGGACACAGGUCGUUCUACCAACGUUUAACGGGGGACAACAAGUCCGAAAAAUUCUUCAAGGUGUUCUAUGAGCGCAUGAAGUUGGCCCAGCAGGAGAUCAAAGCCACUGUGACGGUCAACACUAGUGACCUGGGCUGCAAGAAGAAGGAUGAAGAACCGCCAGACAAAGACACGCCAGCCCGCAAUAAAGUCAAAGACGUGCCGGUGGUGGCAGUGGUGACCGAGGAGGUGAAGGAGCAGCUCGUGGAGGCCUCCGUGGUCACCAAGAAGGCCUUCACCACCUACCGCCGCGAGGCCGAGGCCGAAGAGCACCAAGCGGCCGCCGACGGCACUCCUGUCCCGACUGCCGAUAAGAGCCAGGAGGAAGGCGAGAUGAGCGUCAUCAUCACCAUCAUGCAGCCCAUCCUGCGCCUUAUGCAGCUGCUCUGUGAGAACCACAACAGAGAACUGCAGAACUUUCUGCGCAACCAGAAUAACAAGAACAACUAUAAUCUGGUGUGCGAGACUCUUCAGUUCCUGGACUGUAUCUGUGGCAGCACCACAGGCGGACUGGGGCUGCUGGGACUCUACAUCAAUGAGAAGAACGUAGGACUCAUCAACCAGACUGUGGAGAGCCUGACUGAGUACUGCCAAGGCCCCUGUCAUGAGAACCAGAACUGCAUUGCCACUCAUGAAUGCAAUGGCAUUGACAUCAUCAUCGCUCUCAUCCUCAAUGACAUCAACCCCCUUGGCAAGAAGAGGAUGGAUCUGGUUCUGGAGCUCAAAAAUAAUGCAUCCAAGCUUCUUCUUGCAAUUAUGGAGAGUCGCCAUGACAGCGAGAACGCAGAGAGGAUACUGUACAACAUGAGGCCUAAAGAGCUGGUGGAAGUGAUCAAAAAGGCCUACAUGCAGGGUGAGAUAGAGGUGGAGGAGCCGCAGGAGGGUGAAGAUGGAGAGGAGGAGCACUCGGCGUCCCCACGCAACGUCGGUCAUAAUAUCUACAUCUUGGCACAUCAAUUAGCCCGUCACAACAAGGAACUGCAGGCUAUGCUGAAGCCAGGGGGGACAUAUGGAGAGGGGGACGAGGCCCUGGAGUUUUAUGCCAAACACACAGCUCAGAUUGAGAUUGUACGGCUGGAUCGCACCAUGGAGCAGAUAGUCUUCCCUGUGCCCAACAUCUGCGAGUUCCUCACCCAAGAGUCCAAGCUGCGCGUCUACUACAGCACGGAGCGCGAUGAGCAAGGCAGUAAGAUCAAUGACUUUUUCCUGCGCUCCGAGGACCUCUUCAAUGAGAUGAAUUGGCAGAAGAAGCUGCGAGGUACCCAAGAGGCUACUGGUGACACAAACACGGUUCCCUCUCAGCCCAUCCUGUACUGGUGCUCCAGGAACAUGUCCUUCUGGAGCAGCAUCUCCUUCAACCUGGCUGUGCUCAUGAACCUGCUCGUGGCCUUCUUCUACCCUCUGGAGGGUGUCCAGAGAGGUACCCUGGAGCCCCAUCUGUCCGCCCUGCUGUGGAUGGCCAUGCUGGUUUCUCUGGCUAUAGUCAUCGUCUUGCCUCAACCUCACGGCAUCCGGGCGCUCAUUGCUUCCACCAUCCUGCGCCUAAUCUUCUCUGUAGGCCUGGAGCCCACGUUGCUCCUGCUGGGGGGUUUCAAUUUAUGUAACAAGAUGAUCUUCCUGACGAGCUACGUUGGGAACCGCGGAACCUUCACACGUGGCUACAUAGCCAUGAUCAUGGAUGUGGAGUUCCUGUACCACCUGCUCUACCUGAUUAUCUGCAGCCUGGGGGUCUUCGUUCAUGUCUUCUUUUACAGCCUACUGCUCUUCGAUCUGGUUUACCGAGAAGAGACCUUGCUGAACGUAAUAAAGAGUGUGACUCGCAAUGGCCGCUCCAUUGUCCUGACAGCCGUGCUGGCUCUUAUCCUCGUCUACCUCUUCUCCAUUGUGGGCUAUAUCUUCUUCAAAGACGACUUCAUUUUGGCUGUCGACAGGAUACCCAACAAAACGCUAGAGCAUGGAGCCAGUAUGGUGGGAGAGUUCUUCUCUGGUGGAGUGUGCCAGAAGGAGAAUGGGGAGAACUGUUCAACAGAGGCCGUGAUGGAUGCUACCGUUGCCAUCCAGCCGUCGGCGGUGGUCAUCGAGGACAAGGAGCGAUCAUGUGACUCCCUGCUCAUGUGCAUCGUCACAGUUUUGAGUCACGGUCUCAGGAGUGGAGGAGGUGUCGGGGACGUCCUGAGGAAGCCAUCGAAAGAGGAACCCCUUUUCGCAGCCAGGGUGAUCUACGACCUGCUCUUCUUCUUCAUGGUCAUCAUUAUUGUCCUCAAUCUCAUCUUUGGUGUCAUCAUCGACACAUUUGCUGACCUGAGGAGUGAGAAGCAGAAAAAAGAGGAAAUCCUGAAGACGACGUGUUUCAUUUGCGGUUUGGAGAGAGACAAGUUUGACAAUAAGACGGUGACCUUUGAAGAACACAUCAAAGUCGAGCACAACAUGUGGCACUACUUGUUCUUCAUUGUCCUGGUGAAGGUGAAGGACUCCACAGAGUACACUGGCCCAGAGAGCUACGUGGCUGAAAUGAUCAGGGAUCACAACUUGGACUGGUUCCCACGGAUGCGGGCCAUGUCCUUGGUCAGCAGCGAUGCAGACGGGGAGCAGAAUGAGAUCAGAAGCCUGCAGGAGAAACUGGAGUCCACCAUGAAGCUGGUGUCCAACCUGUCGGGCCAGUUGACGGAGCUCAAAGAACAGAUGACAGAGCAGAGGAAGCAGAAGCAGCGGAUUGGCCUGUUGGGACACCCGCAGCACAUGAACGUCAACCCCCAGCAGCCCGCAUAAGGUCAAGUGACACGGCGCUGAAUCUGCUCACUGCAUCGGCUCUCAGCGACUGCACAUAAUGUAUACUGCACUGAGUGUAAUUUAUAACGGUAGGGAAACACUGUACCAUAGGUAGUCAUAAGGCGAUGUGUAGCUCUACGCACAUGUUACUCCACACAGUAACACUCACCCACCUCGUUCUGUUCAGUCCAGUUGGAAACGGUGCCAAAUGUUUUCUACGUAGAAAUAAAUUGGAUUUCUCAACACAUGGCCUUUACUGGUUGAACUUGAAAACACGAUAUAGCUCGACUGGACAGGAGGAAUUAGUCGCAUUUAUGUUUUUUAUUUUAUUUUAAUGAUUUCUAUUCAUAUUCAAACAGUAUUAAAUGUCUUAUUUUUGUAUGUUGUGCAAUAUAUUAACUUAAAUAUGCAACCUCCGUGGUGUGUGGAUUUAAGUCUCAUCAAUCAUGUGUUAUUUAAAAGCGUGGGCCAAUUUUUUGUUUGUACUUUAUUGUCUCUGGAUAAAAUAAGGAGUAGUUGGUUGUCUUUACUUACGCAAAUAUAGAGAUAAUAUUUAAUAAGCUGGCCUCUUCAAUUGUUUUCUUUAUUGAAAAAUGUGCAUACUUCUUGAGUGUCAACCGCACUCAAUAGAGAUAGUAUAUUGUGUGACAGCAAUAUAUACAUAGUUAUCUUUCACAUGUGUAAAUCCAGCGGUGACAUAUCUCAAUGCUAACUUAUUUCAUGAUAGAUUUGCUUUCUUACUUAAUUGAAAAGGACAUUUAGAAUGUUUGACUUGUCGGUCAAUUGUACUGUGUAAUUGAUUCAGUAUCACUCAUGCUAUUACAAUUCGCUCAGGAGUCUUUUACUGUAAUAAACGUCAUUAGCGUAAUUUCCUGUUUCGCAGCAAACAUGUUCCAUUUGUGCCUGUUUUCUGACAUGUUUGCUGCUGGUGCAGAAUCGCUGACUUUUCUGUUUGUUUUCACUCAAAUGUAUUGGUUAGUUUUCAUGCUACCGUUAGAAUGAUCUCCUUUUUGGAUGACUGUGUGUACAUAAAGUUUGUUGCUUAUCUUUGCUUUUGUAUAGAAGAAUGAGUUGGAGAAAAACAACUGAAUGAUAAGAUUAACUAAAAAUCUAAGCACUGUCAAUUUGUAUAUUAAAGUAGAAUUAUUUAUUAAAAUUGAUGUAAUUAUCCUUCAA